AUUUUGAUCAUACUCUGCAGUUGAUGGGUAUAAACGGUGUGAAAAAUGGAUGCGGAAUGACAUUGUUGACUCAAAAGAGUCCAAGACAACAUCAUGGUUCAAGCGGUUUAUAGGGCGUGAGCAGAAACCGGAAGUGACCUGGCCGUUUCCUUUCACAGAGGGUAGAAUGUUUGUCCUUACACUUCGUGCUGGUGUUGAUGGAUACCAUAUUAAUGUUGGCGGUCGCCAUAUGACUUCAUUUCCAUAUCGGACUGGUUUUACACUUGAAGAUGCUACAGGGCUGGCAGUUAAAGGAGACCUUGAUGUUCAUUCAGUUUUUGCUACCUCUCUCCCUACUUCACACCCAAGUUUCUCACCGCAACGAGUACUGGAAAUGUCAGAGUCAUGGAAAGCCAGUGCUCUACCCAAACACACUAUUAGACUUUUUAUUGGAGUUCUUUCUGCUUCAAAUCACUUUGCAGAACGAAUGGCAGUUCGGAAAACAUGGAUGCAAGCAGCUGCAAUAAAAUCCUCAGAUGUAGUAGUACGAUUCUUUGUUGCAUUGAAUCCAAGGAUGGAAGUAAAUGCAGUGCUGAGGAAGGAGGCUGCUUACUUUGGUGAUAUUGUCAUUUUGCCCUUUAUGGACCGCUAUGAGCUUGUUGUGCUUAAAACCACUGCUAUCUGUGAGUUUGGGAUUCAGAAUGUGAGUGCUGCAUAUAUCAUGAAAUGUGACGACGACACUUUUGUAAGAGUGGAUACUGUCCUGAAGGAAAUUGAAGCUGUACCCCCGGAAAAGUCCCUUUAUAUGGGUAAUCUCAAUCUCUUGCACCGGCCUCUGAGAAAUGGAAAAUGGGCAGUUACUUAUGAGGAAUGGCCAGAAGCAGUAUAUCCUCCUUACGCCAAUGGUCCUGCAUACAUAAUUUCCAGAGAUAUUGUCACUUUCAUCGUAUCGCAACACAAGGAUAGGAAGCUGAGGCUCUUUAAAAUGGAGGAUGUAAGCAUGGGAAUGUGGGUUGAGCGAUUCAACCAUACAGUGAGCGCCGUGCGGUACUCGCACAACUGGAAGUUUUGUCAGUAUGGAUGCAUGGACGGCUACUUCACUGCACAUUACCAAUCGCCAAGACAGAUGGUUUGUCUAUGGGACAAAUUGUCGAGGGGUCGAGCGCGCUGCUGCAAUUUCAGAUAAUAACAAUCUGAAACUCUAGGCCCACUUUGAUUUACCAUUGUCUUGAAUUGUUGUGCUUAUCUUAGUUCGCAUAGGUUGUUAGCAUUUGGAGAAAAUUACACUGAUGACAAAAUGUAUUACACAUUCAAUUUGAAUGAAAUAGAAUUUAGCAGAGUUUUAAUCAAACAUAUCAAAUGAAACAGCAAAUUUUUCAGUUA
Molecule: messenger RNA, 1362 nt
Organism: Cicer arietinum (chickpea)
Lineage: Eukaryota; Viridiplantae; Streptophyta; Magnoliopsida; Fabales; Fabaceae
Product: hydroxyproline O-galactosyltransferase GALT2-like
Cellular component (GO): Golgi membrane
Molecular function (GO): carbohydrate binding; hydroxyproline O-galactosyltransferase activity
Source: RefSeq, a predicted model, not a curated record